Molecule: messenger RNA, 381 nt
Organism: Gloeophyllum trabeum ATCC 11539
Lineage: Eukaryota; Fungi; Basidiomycota; Agaricomycetes; Gloeophyllales; Gloeophyllaceae
Product: small secreted protein
Exons: 4
Coding region: 28-285 (85 amino acids)
Source: RefSeq, a predicted model, not a curated record
AACGAUAUCAACGCUCAGUUCGUCACCAUGCCUGUUCCCUGGGAGGCUCUCAUCCCCUUCGGUUUGCUCACCGUCAUGUUCGGGGCUGCCGGCACCCUGCUGAACACGUCGAAGCGGCUGCAGAACCAGGGCAAGGGCCCUCGAUACAACAUUGACGCCUGGGACGAGAUGAUGAUGGACAGAGACAGACGGCUAACCGGACAUCCUCGGGGACAGAGGUCCGAUCCAGUGGCACCGGAUGAUUUCUCGACGAGUAGUAUGUGGUACACUGAGAGGACACGAUGAAGUUUCUACAAUACACUCCAUCCUGUUCACUUAGCCCGAAACUCGCGUUUAUAGAUCACGGCUAUGCGCCGCUCAAAGCUGCGCAAUGUUACCGCC